AGGAGAAAAGUAUAGGAGAGAUACACAAUGGACCAGGAAGAAGAAAAGGGAGAGGGAGGCUCAGACCUUCUAGACAAGGCAGGUUCACCGGACCAGGAAGGCUUCUUCAACCUGCUGACCCACGUGCAGGGCGAUCGGAUGGAGGAGCAGCGCUGUUCCUUGCAGGCUGGGCCAGGCCAGAACCCAGAAAGCCAGGGUGGCCCUGCUCCAGAGAUGGACAAUCUCAUGGAUAUGCUGGUCAACACCCAGGGCCGCCGCAUGGACGACCAGCGUGUAACAGUUAAUUCCCUGCCUGGCUUCCAACCUAUCGGCCCCAAGUAUUUAGCUUUGAACUCAAAAUAAUCCUCCUGCCUGUUUCUUGAGUACUGGGAUUACAGGAUGGAAUGCAGAAACGACCUGGGACCCUCAGCCCUCAACCCCUGCUCACCCCUCAGGAUCCUGCUGCACUCAGCUUCCGCAGGAACAGCAGCCCCCAGCCCCAGACACAAGCUCCUUGAGAGUUCUAGCCAUCCUGGGCCUCCCACUGGCCCCUGAAAACAAUAAAACACUUGGCACUAGCAACAAAGA
Molecule: messenger RNA, 567 nt
Organism: Mus musculus (house mouse)
Lineage: Eukaryota; Metazoa; Chordata; Mammalia; Rodentia; Muridae
Gene: Pcp2
Product: Purkinje cell protein 2 (L7)
Exons: 5
Coding region: 28-342 (104 amino acids)
Molecular function (GO): GTPase regulator activity; guanyl-nucleotide exchange factor activity
Source: RefSeq, marked validated